Dioscorea cayenensis subsp. rotundata (Guinea yam) is the source of this 549-nucleotide messenger RNA. Its product is annotated as dynein light chain 1, cytoplasmic-like. The transcript is spliced from 2 exons. Bases 47 to 367 code for a protein of 106 amino acids. Gene Ontology annotation, cellular component: dynein complex. The record is from RefSeq and is a predicted model, not a curated record. Gene Ontology annotation, biological process: microtubule-based process. NCBI's taxonomy places the organism in Eukaryota, Viridiplantae, Streptophyta, Magnoliopsida, Dioscoreales, Dioscoreaceae. Gene Ontology annotation, molecular function: dynein light intermediate chain binding; dynein intermediate chain binding.
CAAGUGAAACCAUACAUUCUAGUUCCACUUAAAGCUUGACAAAACAAUGUUUGAAGAGAAGGUUAGAGUUUUUAGAACGGACAUGCCAAAGAACAUCCAAAUUUAUGCAACAGAAUUAGCUCAAAAGGCUCUUGAUUUGCAUAAACACUCUGAUUGCUAUUCCAUAGCUCGCCACAUUAAACAGGAAUUGGAUGAAGCGUAUGGGGAAGCAUGGAUCUGUGUUGCAGGUGGUGACUUUGGAUCAUGCAUCACAUGUUUGAGUGGAAGUUUUAUCCUUUUUCAAGUGGAGGGGUUGGAAUUUCUUAUUUUCAAAGAUGGCAAGGAUGGACAUGAGAGUAAAGAAGGGGCUGUUGGAGUCAAGGCUUAAACAGGAAAUAUAGAAAUUUAAACACAUAUUUGCCUUGAACCAUAAUCAUUAAUGGAGACAUAAGGGUGCAGAAUGGGAUGCAAAGAAGAAUUGAUCGAGAGCACUUUAAAUUGCUUGUACAUUUCAAGUAUUUCUAAUUAAUGAGAAAAUGUGACCGAUUAAUAGACCUUUGUUUCAUACUA